CAGUCCUCAUGGGAAAUAUAACCAAGAGAAGCAGCAGGGAGCUGGCGACAGAAGCUCCCAAGUUGCCGGAAGAGGGCACGCCGGAAGCACUUCACCACAAGCUGUAUGAGGCCAUCAUGAGAGAGGACUGCAUCUCCAUCCACAGCCUCCUCAGAAGCCACCCCGUCGACCAGCCCAUGACCAUUCUGGCCAACUCCACCGGCUACCGGCUGGUUCUGAGCCAGCAGGUGCAGUCCAUCAUCCCCAUUCACCUGGCUGCAGAGUACCGCAAGGCGCAGAGUCUGCUGUGCUUGCUGGAACAUGGCGCUGACCCGGAAGUCAGGGACACAAGAGGCCUGACCACCCUACACCUGAUGCUUCUGCACUGGCCCAUCACCUCCACCACAUGGACAAAGCCCGGGAACAGAAUCCAGAGGAUCCUGGCGGACAUCCAGAACAACGCGGUCACGUGCCUCCGUAUGCUGUGCGAGCACGGCGCGCAGGUCAACGCUCGCGUGGACAACAGCAACAAGCACUCACCCCUGCACCUGGCCAUCACCUACGGCACCUAUCCCGUCCUCUCCAUCCUGGCGCAGAGCGGCGCCCACGUCAAUGCGCUCAAUGAGUCCAGCAUGACGCCCCUGCACAUGGCGGCGGACGUCCUGAAUGAGGAGAUGAUGGAGACACUGCUUGCCUGUGGGGCCGACAUCAACUGCACUGUGGUGACCACAGGGAACACAGCGCUGAAGCUGGCCGUGCGUGCCGCAUCCAGCAAGGCCGGCCGCCUGCUGGUGGCCGGGGUCAGCUGCAUCCGGGUGCUGCUGGCGCACGGCGCCCACGUGAAUGCCCAGGACCAUGAGGGCCAGACAGCCAUCCACGAGGCAUGCUUCGGAGGCAGGGAGUCCAUCAUCGACCUCCUGCUGGAGUCUGAGGCCAGUGUCAACAUCCUGACCAGGAAUGGGGAGUCCCCCGUGUACAUGUUCCUGCAGCGCAGCGCCAAUGUCCGCGACACGGCGCUCCUGGCACGGCUGCUGCAGCGCUCCUACCCGCUGAGGCUGACCAACAGCCAGGGGCUGCUGCCCACAGGGAUCCUGCUCCCUGAGUUCCACCUCCUGAGGGAAUCCCUGAUCGAGUUCUCUCAAAAACCCUUGCCCCUAGAGGAUAUCUGCAAGAGAAACGUCAGGAAUUUCUACGGGGAGAAGUACAAGCAACGCUUGAAGCAGCUUCUUCCAGUGAAGAUCUGGAACUCUGUGUACAGCUGCUGUGACCUGGCCCACCUCUUGAAAUGAGUCCUGGAAGCCACCCAGGGCGACACGGAACACCACCAACGCAAACCUGCAAACCACACCAUCGGCUUACACAUGCCCAGAAAGUCCAUGACCCUCCCCCUCUUAGUACCUCGACGUAUAAGCUGUUGGUUCUUCAUCCUUUUGUCAAAAAUAAAAUCA
This is a messenger RNA of Erinaceus europaeus (western European hedgehog), 1427 nucleotides long. It is a transcript of the gene ANKRD61, whose product is annotated as ankyrin repeat domain 61. Gene Ontology annotation, molecular function: protein binding. The transcript is spliced from 3 exons. The record is from RefSeq and is a predicted model, not a curated record. Lineage: Eukaryota; Metazoa; Chordata; Mammalia; Eulipotyphla; Erinaceidae. Bases 9 to 1268 code for a protein of 419 amino acids.